Messenger RNA from Emys orbicularis (European pond turtle), 447 nucleotides. Its product is annotated as nuclear transport factor 2-like. Gene Ontology annotation, molecular function: nuclear import signal receptor activity. The transcript has 5 exons. Gene Ontology annotation, biological process: protein import into nucleus. Gene Ontology annotation, cellular component: nuclear pore central transport channel. The record is from RefSeq and is a predicted model, not a curated record. The coding region runs from base 1 to 447 and encodes 148 amino acids. NCBI's taxonomy places the organism in Eukaryota, Metazoa, Chordata, Testudines, Emydidae.
AUGGCUGGUGCACGGAGUGUGCCCCUUGCGCUUUCCUUCCUCAGACUUAGACAAAGAGCAAGAAUGGCAGAGAGACCUAUGUGGGAGCAAGUUGGAACAAGUUUUGUGCAUCUCUAUUACCAGCGUUUUGAUUCCAGUAGAGUAGAGCUAAGUGCUCUCUAUACAGAUGCUUCUUGCUUGUCCUGGGAAGGACAGCAAUUCCAAGGAAAAACAGCCAUCAUGGAAAAGUUGAUGAGCCUUCCAUUCCAAAAAAUCCAACACAGCAUAACAUCUCAAGAUCACCAACCAGCGCCUGAUAACUGUAUACUUAGUAUGGUGGUUGGUCAGCUGAAGGUGGAUAAUGACCCAGUGAUGGGGUUCCACCAGCUGUUUGUUCUCAAGAAUAUUAGUGACAAUUGGGUUUGCACCAAUGACAUAUUUAGACUGGCCCUGUACAACUUUGCUUGA